This is a messenger RNA of Glarea lozoyensis ATCC 20868, 459 nucleotides long. RefSeq lists its product as uncharacterized. The transcript has a single exon. Lineage: Eukaryota; Fungi; Ascomycota; Leotiomycetes; Helotiales; Helotiaceae. Bases 1 to 459 code for a protein of 152 amino acids. The record is from RefSeq and is a predicted model, not a curated record.
AUGUGGAAAGAAUCUGAUGGCACGCUCUUUGUUGUGAUGGAACGUCUACCAGGCCAACCGCUCGAUGCACUUUGGCCGUCGCUACCCGAAGCAGACAAAACCACGAUUCUUCAAAAGACUCGAUCAAUUCUCGAUGUCAUUCGUACUAUCCCACCCCCAGACUUUUUCGGUUCUGUAGAUAAGCGUCACAUACCGCAUCAUCUAUUCUAUUGGCCCGAAUACCCAGAGGAAAUCUCAGGUCCCUACACCGGCGAGCAUGCGCUCAUCCAAGGACUCGUCAAAAAAUCUAAACUUACGGCAAAAGAUAAUGGGCGCUACUCGUACCUUGCGGACUUUUUUCAAGAGCAAAUUACUUCCUGCCCUUUCUGUUGGUGGAAGGAAACCCGUCUUUACUCACUCGGAUUUGCAACGGAAGAACAUUUUGGUCGAGAAAGUGUCAGACAUGGGUGGCAAGACUGA